Molecule: messenger RNA, 2609 nt
Organism: Megalops cyprinoides (Indo-Pacific tarpon)
Lineage: Eukaryota; Metazoa; Chordata; Actinopteri; Elopiformes; Megalopidae
Gene: mafa
Product: v-maf avian musculoaponeurotic fibrosarcoma oncogene homolog a (paralog a)
Exons: 1
Coding region: 371-1342 (323 amino acids)
Biological process (GO): regulation of transcription by RNA polymerase II
Cellular component (GO): nucleus
Molecular function (GO): DNA-binding transcription factor activity, RNA polymerase II-specific; RNA polymerase II cis-regulatory region sequence-specific DNA binding
Source: RefSeq, a predicted model, not a curated record
AAUUCUCCAACAAGCCUGGGGUAUUUUUCCUGACACGACGUUAGUCUGCCGAUUACUUGCACAUUUUAUCUUAUCAAAUCCGCGUUAAGUAUCUUUGAAGAAGCCAUGAAGUGGCAUAUGUUUUAAAAAAAAGUCGAUAUUCUCAUGCAAAGAAAGGAAAGCAGACUAACGCACGCGCUGCUCUAAUGUGUCCGUGUGUGACUCUGUAAAGUAGCAUUAAUAAUUUAAAGAGCCACGCGGCUGCGAAGUGAAAAUCGUUUUCUUGGUUUUGAAUAGAUACAUAAAAAUCAAGCUGGCUCACAUUCUUUCAAACCAGCACAGUUUGACAGGUGGUCUUCAUCCCCUUUGGAGGUCUGUCAAUUGUAAACGGAUGGCAUCAGAACUGGCAAUGAGCAACUCCGACCUGCCCACCAGCCCCCUGGCUAUGGAAUAUGUUAAUGACUUCGAUCUGAUGAAGUUUGAAGUGAAAAAGGAGCCGGUGGAGCCUGAUCGCAGCAUCAGCCAGUGCGGCCGCCUGAUCGCCGGGGGAUCCCUGUCUUCCACCCCGAUGAGCACGCCUUGCAGCUCGGUACCCCCUUCUCCAAGCUUCUCGGCGCCAAGCCCAGGAUCCGGGAGCGAACAGAAGGCGCAUUUAGAGGAUUUUUACUGGAUGACCGGUUACCAACAGCAGUUGAACCCAGAGGCUCUGGGCUUUAGCCCUGAAGACGCCGUAGAGGCACUGAUAAACAGCAGUCACCAGCUUCAGACCUUCGAUGGCUAUUCUAGAGGGCAGCAGUUUGCCGGUGGAGCCGGAGCGGGAAGCUCUAUGGCAGGAGAAGAUAUGGGAUCCGCAGCUGCGGUGGUUUCCGCAGUUAUCGCGGCUGCUGCAGCUCAGAACGGGGCUCCUCAUCACCAUCAUCAUCAUCACCAUCACGCCGGGGGUCACCACCAGACACCUGGGGUCCCCUCCAGCGGAAACUCGGGAGCAAACCACCAGCACUUGCAUAUAGAGGAACGAUUUUCCGACGAGCAGCUGGUGACGAUGUCUGUACGUGAGCUCAAUCGGCAGCUCCGGGGGGUCAGCAAAGAAGAAGUGAUCAGGCUGAAACAAAAGAGGCGGACCCUCAAAAACAGAGGCUAUGCUCAGUCCUGUCGCUACAAGCGGGUCCAGCAACGGCACGUCCUGGAAGGCGAGAAGACUCAGCUCAUUCAGCAAGUUGAUCACCUCAAACAAGAGAUCUCCAGGUUAGUCCGGGAGAGGGAUGUCUACAAAGAAAAAUACGAGAAGCUCAUGGGCAGUAGCUUCAGAGAAAACGGCUCGAGCAGUGACAACAACCCUUCAUCUCCAGAGUUUUUCAUGUGAGUCCCAGCGUAAAAAAGACAAGCUUGUCAACGGCUUCAUUAAAGUUUUCCAUGCGAAUUGUUUUUGUAUGGGGCUUGCUAGUCCAAGACACAGAUUUGCCAGUUUUUUUGUCUUCUUUGUUUUAUUUUUUGAGAAUGCUGGUUUGCUCAAACAAAACUUCGUGAGCUUCUUUUUUUCUGGGGGGGGUCUUGCAAUAGGAAGAUUGGACUUUGCCAUCAAAAAGUGCGUUCCUAAUUUUGGAGUCUGCUCUUAGAACCUGCCAUCAACUUCAUUUUUAUUAUCAUGCUUAUUUUAAUAUUGUUUUGCAUUUGUUAAGCUCACGUGAGUUUUUCGUCAUUGUUUUUGGCUUGCAGUGUUUUUUUUUCUUUAGAUAGGACACCGCUGUUUUGACCACACUUGUGCAAUGCAUUUGUAUACACAUGGUAUGUGUGUGGGUUUAUGUAUUCAUUCACAUAUGUACACGCACCGUUGACCUUCUUUUUCUGCAUCAAUGUACAUAAAACAAAAGAAGAGGAAAAACUGCCAAAAUCAACUGCAACUACCUUCAGUAGUAAGUUUUUGGCCUACUUUUUAUAUUCCAACUCGGAGGAGUCUACUGAGUCUACUGUUUUUACCCAACGUUCACAUCAUGCAUCAUACAUGCUAUCUAGAGUUUAGCUGUAAAACUGUAAGUUUAUAAACGAUCCUAUGCAUUGUUUAAGAGAGACGGUAUGUUGUUAGACUGCCCUGCAUGCUGGACAUGUACGGUAUCUCCUUUUCUUUGUUUUGCUUGAAAUGAUCUUUUUUGGAUGACUCCGGCAUGGCAUUCAUAACUUUAUUUUCACUUUUUUGUGGAUUGCAACAAAAAAGUGUGCGGGGCACGCUCACCCAGACCCUCAUAUGAAAUUGCAUCUUCAUAUUUCAACGAACUUGGUUGCGUCGACUCCUGUUUCUAUAGAAUUGCUGCACUGACGCAUUCCGGUUGAAAGUUGUCAGACUGGAAUCCUUGUUGCGCGGGGGAACAACAAAAUGGUUUCUAAAAGGAAUCCAUCCCUGUUUUGGGGUUAAAACUGAUGCUUAAAGCAAUUUGUUUAUUAAUGAAUACCACAUCCUUAUGUAUUCAACAACACAGGAAUGCUGUGGAUUCCUAGUACAUAUUGUAAUUAAAUAUAUAGUUUUAUAAUCUGUAAGACAAAAAAUAACAUGGUUAUGCUACAGGUUAUCAUUGAUGUUACUGACUGAGGCAAAUGAGCAGAUAAAUUAGGUUUACUUUAGAUAUAGUUUUUUA